AUGGAUGAGGAAAAUGGAGUGAAUCAAACGCAGGCGCAUAAUCUUUUGGGACAAAAGACACAAACACCACAGAAAAGAAAAGACAAUGCACUCACGAAAACCUUACGUUCAUGCUGCUACAUACCACAACGUUACAUUUUGGGUGUUAUGGGCUUGUUGGGUGUCUGCAAUGCUUACACUAUGCGUGUAUGCUUGAACUUAGCUAUUACCCAAAUGGUGAAUCGCACAAAAUCCAGUACAGACCAUUUCGAUCCCGACGCCUGCCCCAACGACAAAAUCAUUGGAAAUGCCACUGCUAUUCUUAAACCAUACGCAAUCUUCGACUGGGACGAAAAGACACAGGGAUUAAUAUUAAGUGGUUUUUACUAUGGAUACGCGGCCACUCAAGUACCGGGCGGAUAUUUGGCUGAAAAGUUCGGAGGGAAAUGGACUUUGGGUGUAGGCCUUCUAAGUACCGCACUGUUUACUUUCUUGACCCCAAUUGUCAUUCGGGCAGGGGGUGCCACGUGGUUGUUCAUACUGAGAGUUCUGCAGGGAAUGGGAGAGGGUCCAACAAUGCCAGCCCUUAUGAUAAUGCUGGCACGUUGGGUACCACCCCAUGAGAGAGGUUUUCAAGGCGCCCUGGUGUUUGGAGGCGCCCAGAUUGGGAACAUAUUCGGCUCAUUCAUGUCUGGAAUACUUUUAGCCGAUGGCAAUGAUUGGGCGUACGUAUUCUAUUUCUUCGGAGGCUUUGGUAUACUUUGGUUCGUUUUGUGGAGCCUUUUAUGCUAUUCAACGCCGAACUCGCAUCCCUACAUCUCGAAGAAGGAAUUAAAUUACUUAAAUAAGAAUGUAACUACUGCUGAGACGAGCCAUGCAAAGGACCCGGUACCCUGGAAGGCAAUAUUGCGAUCAGUACCCGCCUGGGCGCUUGUUUGGGCUGCGGUCGGGCACGACUGGGGCUAUUACACAAUGGUAACAGACCUACCGAAGUACUCUCACGACGUUCUCAAAUUCAAUAUUGCAACCACUGGAGUCCUAACCGCAUUGCCAUAUAUUGCGAUGUGGCUAAGUUCCUUUGUAUUUGGUUUCGUUUGCGACAUAUGUAUCAAGAAAGGCUGGCAUACGAUCAAGACUGGGAGAAUCAUUCACACAACUAUUGCUGCUACCGGUCCUGCAAUUUGUAUAAUAAUGGCAUCUUACGCUGGCUGUGAUAGAGUUGCUGCUAUGGUAUAUUUUGUAUUGUCUAUGGCUCUGAUGGGAGGUUUCUACAGCGGUAUGAAGGUAAACGCAUUGGAUUUGGCACCAAAUUAUGCUGGUUCACUGACAUCUCUUGUCAAUACGACAUCGACAUUCGCUGGAAUCAUAACACCCUACCUCAUAGGAUUGUUGACGCCUGACUCAACACUCGUGCAAUGGCGGACAGCAUUCUGGGUAUGUUUCACAGUGUUAGUUGGUACGAACGUAGUUUACUGUAUAUGGGCGGAUGGAGAGCAACAAUGGUGGGAUGACGUCAGAAAGUUCGGCUACCCAGCAGACUGGAAGCACGGGUCAAUUUUACGGGAUGACACCAUUGAACAACCAGAAGCAGUUAAGCUAUCGAGUAGAAAGGACACUGAUGAUGAUUAG
Pieris macdunnoughi is the source of this 1608-nucleotide messenger RNA. Lineage: Eukaryota; Metazoa; Arthropoda; Insecta; Lepidoptera; Pieridae. The record is from the annotation of a GenBank genome assembly.